AAGAAGAAGAAGCUCGUCAGCCACCUUCUUAGCUUGCUAGCCAUUAUAGCCGGAACAUUGCAGCUCUUUAGACGGUUUCGGUGAAUGGGAAGUUGCUGUGUUUAAAGCACACGUCUGACGUAUCUACUAGUUACCGCAUUUAAUUUCAUAUUUACGUUGUUAGUCAUCUCGCUAGCUGGUUAAGUUAGCACUAGGCUAGUUGUUUAUGCUAACUAACUAACUAGCUAGCUAACAUCCCCGACCAUGAGCUCACUAAACCACUCCCCCACUGCCAAAGGACAGGAGGUCUGCUGGACGGAGAAAGAGGGUCUGUGGCUUAAUAUUGUCGUGAAAGAAGAGGAGGAAGAGGAGGACGUCACAAUGAAAGGAGAUACAGGAGCGCUCAGAGAGGAAGAGGAGAACGUCACAGUGAAAGGAGAUACAGGAGCGCACAGAGAGGAAGAGGAGGAAGAGACGGAUGUCGUUUUUGGAGUGAAGGAGCAGGGGGAGGUUACUGUCACAUUGGAAAAUGAGGAGGGAAAAACUGGAGAUCUGAUGAACACCGGAGAGAGGCCAGACUUUCCCUCUGACAGCGGGAAGAGUCCCUCAGGGGAACCAGACCCAGAGACACCCAAACCAGUGAGACCACACCACUGCUCCCACUGUGGAAAGACUUUUACCUGGUUAUCAAAGCUGAAAGAGCACGAGAGAACACACACUGGAGAAAAGCCUUACCAAUGUGCCAUUUGUGGCAAGACUUUUACCCAGUUAGGGGGCUUUCAAUAUCAUGAGCGGACACACAGAGAAAAAAAUACCUACCACUGCUCUCAGAAUGGAACGACAUUUACCCAGGUAGGGAACCUGAAAAAGGACAGAAUUCUCACACAGGGAGAGAAGACAAACCACUGCUCCCAGUGCGGAAAGAGUUUUAAAUGGUUAUCCAAGCUGAAAGAGCACGAGAGGACCCACACAGGAGAAAAGCCUUUCCAAUGCUCCCAUUGCGAAAAGAAAUUUAACCAGUCAUCGCAUCUGAAAGAGCACGAGAGGACCCACACAGGAGAGAAGUCUUUCCACUGCUCCCAGUGUGGAAAGGGUUUUACCUGGUUAUGGAACCUGAAAACACACGAGAGGACACACACGGGAGAAAAGCCGUACCAAUGCUCCCUGUGUGGAAAGACGUUUACCCAGUUAGGGGGCUUUAAAUAUCACGAGAGAACACACGCAGAAAAAAAGAGCUACCACUGCUCUCAGUGUGAAAAGACAUUUACCCGGUUAGGGAACCUAAAAAAGCACGAGACAAUACACACACAGGAGGAAAAGGCUCCCAGUGCGGAGAGACUUUUAGUCAGUCAGGGAACCUGAAAGAGCAUGCAAUAACACAUAAAGGAUAGAAACCAGGGGCGAAUUCGCCACCUGGUAAUUCUGGCAAAUGCCAGAUGGGCUGGCCAAUUUUUUAGUUGGUUGGUUAAAAUUGACACACAUGUAUUUAAAAAAAUAUAUAUAUUAAAUACAAAAAUGAAAAAGGUGACAUGGCCUGCAGCCUAUGGACCUGUUCAUAUAUAUUUUUGUGCAAUUUCUCAGUUACACUAAUGAGCCUUUGGCUGGUCAGUGCAGUAGAACGUUCACUGGGCAACGGCCGACCCCCCUACCAAGUUGGGCUGGCCAAUUUUCCCAUUCAAAGUCAAACGCGGCAUCAGCAUAGAGACGGGCUCCGACUGUCAUCAGUAAGACAGCCAAUAUAGACUGUCAUCAGUAAGACAGCCAGUAUAGACUGUCAUCAGUUAGACAGCCAAUAUAGAUUACAGUAGCAGAAGGCUACAACCUUCUCUGACUGUUGUAACUAAGGAUAUUGCAGUAGCAGAAGGCUACAACCUUCUCUGACUGUUGUAACUAAGGAUAUUGCAGUAGCAGAAGGCUACAACCUUCUCUGGCUGUUGUAACUAAGGAUAUUGCAGUAGCAGAAGGCUACAACCUUCUCUGACUGUUGUAACUAAGGAUAUUGCAGUAGCAGAAGGCUACAACCUUCUCUGACUGUUGUAACUAAGGAUAUUGCAGUAGCAGAAGGCUACAACCUUCUCUGGCUGUUGUAACUAAGGAUAUUACAGUAGCAGAAGGCUACAACCUUCUCUGGCUGUUGUAACUAAGGAUAUUACAGUAGCAGAAGGCUACAACCUUCUCUGGCUGUUGUAACUAAUGAUAUUACAGUAGCA
Oncorhynchus tshawytscha (Chinook salmon) is the source of this 2189-nucleotide messenger RNA. RefSeq names its product zinc finger protein 239. The transcript is spliced from 2 exons. The record is from RefSeq and is a predicted model, not a curated record. Gene Ontology annotation, biological process: regulation of transcription by RNA polymerase II. Lineage: Eukaryota; Metazoa; Chordata; Actinopteri; Salmoniformes; Salmonidae. Bases 244 to 1341 code for a protein of 365 amino acids. Gene Ontology annotation, molecular function: RNA polymerase II cis-regulatory region sequence-specific DNA binding; DNA-binding transcription factor activity.